Molecule: messenger RNA, 3464 nt
Organism: Mugil cephalus (flathead mullet)
Lineage: Eukaryota; Metazoa; Chordata; Actinopteri; Mugiliformes; Mugilidae
Product: cryptochrome-1-like
Exons: 14
Coding region: 759-2636 (625 amino acids)
Biological process (GO): entrainment of circadian clock by photoperiod; negative regulation of DNA-templated transcription; circadian regulation of gene expression
Cellular component (GO): cytoplasm; nucleus
Molecular function (GO): DNA binding; FAD binding
Source: RefSeq, a predicted model, not a curated record
CUAUUCGUGGACGCUUGAAGGGAGAGCAGUUUUUUUCCUCACAUUGCCACUCAAAACAUCAGCUCUGCAGCGAAGGAGACGAUUUGUGCGAAUCCGGCAAACGUUUAUGACAGCUAAGUAUUUAUCCGAGUCUCGCUAGGUUGACGAAGUUUGACGAUAUCGCAGUCAGAUUUUUUUUUUUUUUUUUUUUUGUAUUUACAUAACCAGAUUUCCCGGUGUUCAGCAGUCGCCGGUAUCGCCACGACGUAUUGUCGUCGCCUCAGAUUGCAAGUCAGUUAAUUACACCGUUUUACUCAACUAAUAUCAGUACAUUGCAGGUCCCAUUGGAGUUUUUUGCCAUUUUUGCGUUUAUUUUUCAUCAUUCAGAAAAACAAGUUAUACAACAAGCUGCUGCUGCUGCUGUUCAACGAUCAUCCGGGUCUUAAAGCCCGCCGGUUUGCCGUCCACAUUUCCGGGGAGCGCGCGCGCCGUCUCGUGCACAAAUGGUUCAGCAGCCAACGGUUUCUAAAUUUUUCGACAUUAUGGAAAAAGUUCUGUUAGAGCAAGGUUAACAGAGAAGUUGGGACGUUUUAUUGACAUAAUUUAAAGACUUUUCUCCGUGUAUUUGGAUAUAUUUUCUCCUCUUGGACGUAUACUUUAUAGAUUUUAUAUAUAAAAAAAAAAAAAACUGUCGGGAUAAACGUCGAGCGAGCUCCAAGAGACUGCUGAUCGUCAUUGAAAAAAAAAAGGAAGAAGAUAACCACUCGUCCAGUUGAGUGAUGGUCAUUAAUACGAUCCACUGGUUCAGGAAGGGCUUGCGGCUCCACGACAACCCGUCGCUCAAGGAAUCUCUGCUGGGAGCGGACACAGUCCGCUGCGUGUACAUCCUCGACCCCUGGUUCGCGGGAUCUUCCAACGUCGGGAUCAACAGGUGGAGGUUCUUACUGCAGAGUCUCGAGGACUUGGACUCCAGCCUCCGUAAGCUCAACUCUCGUCUGUUCGUGAUUCGAGGCCAACCCACCGAUGUCUUUCCCAGACUCUUCAAGGAAUGGAACAUUACUCGUCUGUCUUAUGAGUACGACUCUGAGCCCUUCGGGAAAGAGCGAGAUGCAGCUAUUAAGAAGUUGGCCUCUGAGGCUGGAGUGGAGGUGACAGUCCGCAUCUCCCACACGCUCUAUGACCUGGACAAGAUCAUAGAGCUGAAUGGCGGCCAGUCUCCCCUCACCUACAAGCGGUUCCAGACCCUCAUCAGCCGCAUGGACGCGGUGGAGGUCCCCGCAGACUCCAUCACGGCCGAGAUCAUGGGGAACUGCACCACGCCGCUGUCCGAGGACCACGACGACAAGUUCGGGGUCCCCUCCCUGGAGGAGCUGGGUUUUGAUACCGAAGGCCUGUCCUCGGCUGUGUGGCCGGGGGGAGAGACUGAAGCCCUCACCAGACUAGAGAGGCAUCUGGAGAGGAAGGCGUGGGUGGCCAACUUCGAGCGUCCCAGAAUGAACGCCAACUCGCUGCUCGCCAGCCCCACGGGCCUCAGUCCGUACUUACGCUUCGGCUGCCUCUCCUGUCGCCUCUUCUACUUCAAACUCACCGACCUCUUCAGGAAGGUGAAGAAGAACAGCUCCCCUCCCCUGUCGCUCUACGGCCAGCUGCUCUGGCGCGAGUUCUUCUACACGGCGGCCACCAACAACCCCUGCUUCGACAAGAUGGACAGCAACCCCAUCUGCGUCCAGAUCCCCUGGGACCGCAACCCCGAGGCGCUGGCCAAGUGGGCGGAGGGCCGCACCGGCUUCCCCUGGAUCGACGCCAUCAUGACCCAGCUGAGGCAGGAGGGCUGGAUCCACCACCUGGCCCGACACGCCGUGGCCUGUUUCCUGACCAGGGGAGACCUGUGGAUCAGCUGGGAGGAGGGCAUGAAGGUGUUCGAGGAGCUGCUGCUGGAUGCAGACUGGAGCGUGAACGCAGGCAGCUGGAUGUGGCUCUCCUGCAGCUCCUUCUUCCAGCAGUUCUUCCACUGCUACUGCCCCGUGGGUUUCGGCCGACGCACGGACCCCAACGGAGAUUACAUCCGGCGCUACCUGCCCAUCCUGAGGGGAUUUCCAGCCAAGUAUAUUUACGAUCCCUGGAACGCCCCGGACGUCGUGCAGAAGGCGGCCAAGUGUAUUAUCGGAGUGCAUUACCCGAAGCCCAUGGUGCACCACGCGGAGGCCAGCCGCCUCAACAUCGAGCGCAUGAAACAGAUCUACCAGCAGCUCUCCUGUUACAGAGGCCUCGGCCUCUUGGCGACAGUUCCAUCCAACUCUAACAGUAACGGUAAUGGAAACGGCGAGACGUCCUCGGAUACGAUGGGGUUCCCCGUGGAGGCUUCACGCAACACUGCGACGCCAUCUGCCUAUCAGAUGCCGGUUCACUCCCAGGGAAACUGGCAAAGCGGGGUCAUGAUGUACAUGCAGGGAGAUCAGCAAUCCAGCAUCAGCACACACCAACAAGUUCCAGGUUAUGCAGCCGGCACGAGUUUGAUGUGUUACAGUCAAGGCUCCCAGCAGAUUCAAAAAGGGCCUGAACAGCAACACUCCUCCGUCCAGACCGGCGGCAAGCGGCACAGUGACGACUCUGGAAACUGCAAAUACUCCAAGGUCCAGAGACAGAGCGCCCACUGAAACGGUGUUUUCUACAGACUCAAAUCUCGUACACGGCCAAAAAAAAACUACACGGACACUGAGACUUGAUUUUGAUACAGCACUGCAGAGUUGCAUGAACACAUCCUCUUCAGGACUUUAAACACAGUCAUCACAUAAUCAGACUCCUACGUUGUGGUGUGGACUACGCGGCCCCCCCCCCCCCCCCCACUCCCUCGGUGCCUCCCCGGCCCUCGGCCCCCUCACCCCAGUGUGGACGCCACUGGAGGGGCCGCUGUUACACAGAUGUUCCUCAUAUUUGGGUUAAUAUUCCCAGGACUGACGUCCUCGUGUGUGUGUAUAUAUAUAUAAAAAUGAAAAUUUGCAAAUUGCAGUUCACAUACAACUUGUACAUAUUUGGAUAUUGUAUGUGCGUUUUUUUUUUUUUUCCUCUCUCUUUAUGUAGCCAUAGACCCAUUGAUAUAUUUUUGAUAUGAGAAAUUAUUGUGGGUGGAUCCUUCUUACGGGACAUUUUCAAUAAAAGUAUUUGUAGACCCGUCCAUUGUGUAACAAAAAGCUAAAGGGUCGUAUCUUAGAAAACAAGUACCCGCCCUCAUUUAGCCAUCCAGUGUAUAUAUCAGCACACGUCUUUUCUAUGUCUCAGUACUAGUGGACUUUCUUCCCUCCCACCGUAGAGGCACGGUUACCAUCACGCCCUGAUGAGGAAGCCUUCAUAUCAUGGUGCCCCCCCUCCCCUCCCGUCCAACUGUAUUAUUCCCAGUAAAUGUACGACUGGAGAGAACUGCUUCACAUGCUUCUUGUUCCUUCUCAAUGUGCUUGUUUAAUUAAAAGCUGGGUUAAAUAUUUAAA